Messenger RNA from Scheffersomyces coipomensis, 1581 nucleotides. RefSeq lists its product as uncharacterized. The record is from RefSeq and is a predicted model, not a curated record. The transcript has a single exon. NCBI's taxonomy places the organism in Eukaryota, Fungi, Ascomycota, Pichiomycetes, Serinales, Debaryomycetaceae. Gene Ontology annotation, cellular component: cytoplasm. The coding region runs from base 305 to 1084 and encodes 259 amino acids. Gene Ontology annotation, biological process: protein folding.
UUAUUUAUAAUAUACAUGAAGAACUUUAUAAAUUGGAAUUAUCUGAUUUAUAUACUUUUAAAAAUUAAUUUUAUUAAUCAAUUGUGUAGAUAUAACCCAUGUAAGGCCAUUCCACUCCAUUACACUCAGCCAUCCAUUCAGCCAUCUCAUCAAAAUUUAUGAAAUUUAAUAUUCGAUUCCUGUAUAUAACAGAAAGACGCGGCAUGGAUGUUUUGUCCGAUCAGAUCAACGUUAAAAGGUGGAAAAAAAAAUUACAUGAACAAUUCGUAUAAAUAAGAAUAUAACUACAACUAAAUCAAUCAAGAUGGAAAAUAUGCAAAUACCAGUAGAGGUUGAUCCUACUGAAGAUACAGAAUGGAAUGAUAUUUUAAGAAGUCAUGGGAUCAUACCGGAAAAACCACCAUCACCGACGGCCCAAUUAGAAGAAGCAUUGGAAGAAGCUAUUAAAAGACAACAUGAUAAUCGAUUAGAAGAUAAAGAUUUAGAUGAAUUAGAUGAAUUGGAUGAUCUUGAAGAUGAGGAUUUUCUUAAUAGUUAUAAACAAAAGAGAAUGGCGGAGAUGAAAUCUUUAAAUGCUCAAAAACAAUUCGGAUCAGUGUUACCGAUUAAUAAACAAGAAUAUGAAACAGAAAUUACAAAAGCAUCAAUGGAUUCAUAUGUAUUGGUUCAUUUAACUUUAUCAUCGAAUAUUCAAAGUCGAUUAUUAUCGUCUAUUUUCCAAACUUUAGCGUUUAAAUUCUCCGAAAUUAAAUUUUGUGAAAUCCCCGCUAAUAGAUGUAUUGAAAAUUAUCCCGAAGUCAAUUGUCCAACAUUAAUCAUCUAUUAUAAAACGAAUGUGGUUAAGCAAUAUAUAACGUUGACGGAAUUAGGAGGGAAUGCGACGAAGAUAGAUGAUAUUGAAAGAGUAUUGGUUCAAAAUGGGGCAGUAAAGAAUAAUGAUAAAAGAUUAAUUAUCAAUAAUGAAGAUGAAUAUGAAUCAGAAUUAAGAAAGACAAGAUUUGUGAAGAAAUCAUUAAGAGGAAGUAAUAGACUUGGAGAUGAUGAUGAUGAAUAUGAUGAUGAUGAUGAUGAGUUUUAUGAUUGAGCCCCUGUUCAAAAAGUAUUUAUAGAUUAAUAUAAAAUGACAUUAAAUGUGGUUAAUAAUACUUUGUAAAUUUAGUAAGGUUGCGAAAAAAAAGCUGAUGGUGUGAGUUAUUUGUUUGUUUGCCACCUCCCCUCCCUCCCUCCAUCUCCCUAAACAUUAAAUAAUUAAUGAGGUAAAAUUACCGAGAGUGCUCGCUAAAUUUAAUGAGAAAUUGUCACUAAUUUUUAGUGAUGACUUCUUUGACAGCAAUUUCCCUCCCCCUGAGACAACACUCACUCAGAAAAAAAAAAGAAAAGUGAGAAAGUCACAAAUUUACAGCAACCUGAAAAAUAUUUAAAUUUCCAUCCAUCAUCCAUCAAUCAUCCAUCAUCAUCACUACAACCACUAUUGUUAGACAACCCCAAGUUCAACCAUAGGUAGAUAGAUAGAUAGAUAGAUAGAUAGAUAGUUGUCAUUCACUUUAUAAGAUACUCUUAUAAGAUCAUACUACCAAGCAU